Blepharisma stoltei is the source of this 411-nucleotide messenger RNA. Lineage: Eukaryota; Ciliophora; Heterotrichea; Heterotrichida; Blepharismidae. The record is from the annotation of a GenBank genome assembly.
AUGCUGGGUAAUUGCUCUCUAGUGCCAUUUAAACACAAAAUUUUAAUUACAGCUAAUAAUCUUGAUGAAUAUAUUUAUGAGUAUGACAUUAGCCUAGAAAAUUUCUCAAAAAUUGAGAUAGGAAAAAUAAAAAGUAAAGGAAAUUUAUUAAUUGCAGGAAAUUCAAGGGUUUAUUUAUUAACAGGCGGAAAUUUAUGGGAAUGCAAAUAUGGCAAUCAGUAUGUUUGGAAUCAAAUUGGAGCAUUUAAUUGAGAUUUAGUGAGAUCUCUACAAUAUAGUCUUUCGCGAAUGAAUUAUAUAAGAAGGAAAAAAAAUUAUUUUGGGGUUCUUAAAAAUAAAUUCAAUUCAAGCAAAUUUUCAUUCUUUGAAUUUAAUUUAAACUCAAAAGAAUUCAAGGAGUCCAAGCUUUAA